Molecule: messenger RNA, 3966 nt
Organism: Sus scrofa (pig)
Lineage: Eukaryota; Metazoa; Chordata; Mammalia; Artiodactyla; Suidae
Source: RefSeq, a predicted model, not a curated record
AGCAGGCCUUAAGUGUCUGGAUGGCGUCGCUCCGUCCCGUCAAGGGCUCCUCAGCUCUGCGGGGCCGACCGUUCCCAGGCCCCAAACCCGCAACGCCCGGACAGACCCGGGCCCGAUCCACUUCCGGCUUCUACACCUCUGCCCCCGCCUCCUCCGGCUCCCCGCCCCGUCCCCCGCGCCAGACACAGCCCGGGCGCGCCGCCGGUCCCCUGCGCAAGGCCUCACGGGACUGGUAGUUCUAGCCGAUACCGCGAUGUUUUCCGCUGUGGGGACUGGAGAGGGGUGGCUAAGGACCGACUACAACUCCCAGAGGGCAGCGCGGCCGCAGCAGCGGACCCUUUAGUUCCUAAGAGAACCCGCGGCCCUUGGGCGGAAGCAGGUUUGCGUGGUGGGAGCCGCAGUCGGCAGUGCUGUCUCUGCUCACCACUUUCUGCGCCAGGCCGCCAUGAAGGACUCGCUGGUGCUGCUUGGCCGUAUCCCGGCGCACCCGGACUCCCGCUGCUGGUUCCUGGCCUGGAACCCCGCGGGAACUCUGCUGGCCUCGUGCGGUGGCGAUCGUAGCGUCCGCAUCUGGGGCAGAGAGGGCGACAGCUGGAUCUGCAAAUCUGUCCUCUGUGAAGGCCACCAGCGCACCGUACGGAAGGUGGCCUGGUCUCCCUGUGGAAAUUACCUGGCUUCUGCCAGCUUUGAUGCCACCACUUGCAUUUGGAAGAAAAACAAGGAUGACUUUGAGUGUGUAACCACUCUAGAAGGCCAUGAAAAUGAGGUCAAGUCAGUAGCCUGGGCCCCAUCUGGCAACCUCCUUGCUACCUGCAGCCGAGAUAAGAGUGUGUGGGUCUGGGAAGGUGAGUCCCUCCAGGCACAGUUGAGAACCAGCCAUCAGAUCCCACCCGUGUCCCUUAUAAGCUCCCUUCUUUUUUCUGCCGCAGUCGAUGAAGAAGAUGAGUAUGAAUGUGUCAGUGUCCUCAACUCCCAUACACAGGAUGUCAAGCAUGUGCUUUGGCACCCAAGCCAGGAGCUGUUAGCCUCUGCCAGCUAUGACGACACAGUGAAGCUCUACCGGGAGGAAGAGGAUGACUGGGUAUGCUGUGCCACCCUUGAAGGUCAUGAAUCCACUGUGUGGAGCUUGGCCUUUGACCCCAGCGGCCAGCGCCUGGCAUCUUGCAGCGAUGACCGUACCGUGCGCAUCUGGCGCCAGUAUCUGCCAGGCAAUGAGCAAGGGGUGGCGUGCAACGGCUCUGACCCCAGCUGGAAAUGUAUCUGCACUUUGUCAGGCUUCCACUCCAGGACGAUUUAUGACGUCGCUUGGUGUCAGCUGACAGGGGCCUUGGCUACCGCCUGUGGGGAUGAUGCCAUCCGAGUAUUUGAGGAGGAUCCCGGCUCAGAUCCACAGCAGCCUACCUUCUCCCUGACAGCCCACUUGCCUCAAGCCCAUUCGCAGGAUGUCAACUGUGUGGCCUGGAACCCUAAGGAGCAGGGGCUCCUGGCCUCCUGCAGUGAUGAUGGAGAGUUGGCCUUCUGGAAGUAUCAGCCAUCUGAAGGCCCCUGAGCCACCCUGACUUUGAAGAGAAUCAUGGUUCCCCAGAAAAUGUUGUAAGACUUUCUCAAACCCCUUGGACCUGGAGGAGUAUCCUCUGCCCUCCCUCUUCUGUUCAGACUUGGGUAGAAGCGCAGAGCUGCAGAACCACUCCAUUGACACAGUCCUUGGUAAAGAGUUGCAGAACAUCAGCGCAUUGUACUUAAGUCACAGAUUUUGCUUGCUUUAGGGCACAGUGUUAUGUUGGGGGGGAGUGAAUACACCACUUCACCAUACAGCACCAUAUCUGUGUGUAGGAGGGAGCUCAGCUCUUUCUGGAAAUAAUCCAGCUGAAUCCCAAGUCCUGUUUUAUAAGGAGAUUCACAAUUGAAAGAAUUCCAUGGUGAGUCCUUUUCUGAAGUAGAUCCCGCCUUCCCCAUUGCUGGGCAAAUCCUUCUAUUUGAGACAUUCAGUCAACGUUGAAGGAAAUUUUUAAGUAUAGGUUAGAGUAAGAGAUGCUUCUGCCUUCCCUUAGCGAGCCUGACAUACCUUCUGUGCUGUGAGGACAGCUGGAGAGUACUGAGAAAUAAAUGGGGAGGGUGUGAACCCUGAAAGGGAGUUAUUGUUGGCCACAGGUCAUGCAUUCUCAGUGGCUGAAAAUUGAUUCUUGGGUGAGGGGCAAGAAAAUCUUAGAGAUGGUAACUUGUGGCUCUCUAAAGGACCAGUAUGUAAAUAUAUUGUGGUCUGUCUAUAUUACCUUUUCAUCACGGGGGUGGAGGUGUGUGCAAUCUGUGACCUAUACUACAGCUUGCAGCAAUGCCAGAUCCUUAACCUACUGAGCAAGGCCAGGGAUCAGACCUGCAUCCUCAUGGAUGUACUCCCCAGGUGGGUGGAGACUGUCUUCAAGGCUACAGCCUUAACUUCAUUUUUUACACCACAGAAAUCACAAUCUUAGAUUUUGAAGAGAAAGCUGGGGUAGUACCUAAAGCAGUGGUUCUCAAGAUGUGGUCUACCAGUCACUGGAAAUCCCUUGAGCUUUCUGGGGGACCAAGAGGUCUCUGCUUGGCACCUUGGCAGGAAGCAAGGCAGUGACACCAAAUUCUACAGUUGUGUCUCUGUGCCUUGCUCUCACAGUAAAAAUACUGCCAACAUCACUGUGAAAUGUCCUCAAGAGAGCCAAUAAAAGUAAGUGUAUGAAAUUUGGACCCUAGAGUAACAUUCUGAUGAUGGGAAGCACGCCUAAGCACUCAUGCCCCCUGCAGAGCGGUCAUCUUGAGGAAAAGCACUUGUGCAGUUGCAAGCUGAAUCAGCUGUGUUCUUCACAGCAUAUUUUCCACUUCAAGGAACUAGCAAAUUAUAGUAUUUCUAUUAGGAGACAUUUUCUGGUAAAUGAAUCAAAUGAGCCUUUCACUUCAAGGGAAACUGAUAGUUUUGCCAAUGAUAAAACGAAAGCCUUCAAGCAAAAAUCAGAAUUUUUGAAAACUUGUAUUGCCGCCAUGAGCUUGCCAUCUUCCCAACAUGUAGACUUUUCUGAGGGGAUUGGUGGUGAUAUGAACAAAUGUGAUUUGUAUGAUGAAGUGUGUUGUUUGGAAGAUUUGCAUAAUUCAGUGAAUGAACAUUUUCCAAAUGACUAAUGCACGAUGUUACAAGACUGAGAUAGACUAGGAGUUCCCUGGUGGCCUUAGCAGUUGUGGAUCCAGCAUCAUCAUGGCUAUGGUUUGGGUCACUGCUGUGGCAUGGGUUUGAUCCCUGGCCCAGGAACUUUAGCAUGCUGCAGGCACAGCUAAAAAAAUAAUUUGGAAAAAAAGGAAUAUAGAUUGGUGGGCUUUAGCGUAGGAAUAUAAAAAGCUUCUUGAUGGAGUUCCUUGAUUCCCAUAAUGACACAGCAGAAAAGAAUCUGACUAGUAACCAUGAAGUUGCAGGUUUGAUCCCUGGCCUUGCUCAGUGGGUCAGAGAUCCUGCCUUGCUGUGGCUGUGGCGUAGGCCAGUAGCUGUAACUUAAUUCGACCCCUAGCCGGGAACCUCCAUAUGCUGCAGGUGUGGCCCUAAAGAGCAAAAAAAGAAAGAAAAAAAAAAAACGCUCCUUGCUAAGGCUUCAUACUGCCUUCAAGAAACUACCACCUGUGGCGUGGUGACAUACUAUCAAAUAGCCUGUUACCUGAGAAGUCCAUUUAAAAACCUCCUUUUCCAAAAUCUUGUCUGUGACAUAAGCUUCAACUCAAAUACACAGCAGACUGGAAGCAGCUCUGAGAACCCCGACUGUCUUCUAUUAAGCCAGACGUUAAAGAGAUUUGCAAAAAUGUAAAAUGCCACACUUCUUCCUGGAUUUGUUUUGGAAGUUGUCUUUCAUGAAAAGUUAACAUGUUACUGUUAUUUUAAAAUGCAUUUAAUACUGUAAGUAAAUAUCAAUGGAUAUAACCACGAUAAUAAAAGCUAUUUGGAGGUCUUGA